AUGAAAAGCACUUUGUCAAGAAAUACUAAAUUAGUUCUUGGUGGGGAAUUAUUUCAUGUGCGUUGUUGUGCACAUAUAUUGAAUUUGUUAGUGCAACACGAUCCUACUCAGAUUAAAGACAUCAUUGAGAAUGUUAGAGAAAGUGUCAAAUAUGUUAAUCAUUCUGACUCAAGAUUAAAGACUUUCUGUGACAUUGUUAAGCAAAUGGGUAUAAAACAAAGAAAGCUAGUGAUUGAUUGUCCCACUAGAUGGAAUUCUACCUAUGAAAUGUUGAAUAUUGCUUCAAGAUUUAAAGAUUUUUUUCGAGAAUACAAGGAAAGAGACCGGCACUAUAAUUGUUUGUCGUCUACUGAAGAGUGGGAAAAGGUUGAUAAGGUAUGCCAUUUAUUAAAAGUUUUAUCUUAUGAUACUAAUAUCAUAUCAGGUAGUGAUUAUCCUACAACAAACUUAUAUCUUCCGAAAGUUUAUAUGGUCAAAGUAGUGAUUGAUAAAGCAGCUGAAGAUAGUUUUGAUUUUAUGAGAGGAAUGACAAGGUUUAUGAAAGAUAAAUUUGAUAAAUAUUGGGGGGAAUGCAAUUUGUUGAUGGCCAUUGCUAAUGUUUUGGACCCAAGGUGUAAAUUAGAAAUGGUGAGCCUUUGUUUCCCAUUUAUUUACAAAUCAGAAUUUGAUGCCAAAGUUAACAUAGAAAAGGUGCGUCAAGCUUUAGAAGACAUUUACAAUGAUUAUUUGCAAGAAUCUUCCUCUAAUAUAGAUGUCAGAACUAGGGUGGAAGGAUCUUCCUCUUCUACUCCCUCAACUGAAGUUUCACACAAUUUUGAAUCUGGGUUUGCUCAACUCAUGAGCAUGAACAUGCAAGGGAAUCUACUCAUUCAGUUAAGUCACAACUGA
This is a messenger RNA of Gastrolobium bilobum, 888 nucleotides long. Its product is annotated as zinc finger BED domain-containing protein RICESLEEPER 2-like. Gene Ontology annotation, molecular function: DNA binding. The record is from RefSeq and is a predicted model, not a curated record. The coding region runs from base 1 to 888 and encodes 295 amino acids. Lineage: Eukaryota; Viridiplantae; Streptophyta; Magnoliopsida; Fabales; Fabaceae. The transcript has a single exon.